AUGCCUGGUAGACCUCAGAGGAACAGAAGAAAAGGCAAAGAUGAACCAAAAAAGAAAUAUGGAAAGUUGUCCAAGUGUGGAGUGAAAAUGACAUGUUCCAAGUGCCAUCAACAAGGACAUAACAAAAGAUAUUGUAAGGCUGAAAAUUGGAUGCCUUCACAACAAGGUAGCCAAAGCUCACAAGGUGCUAGCCAACCUGAUGCAGCUGGAAGCUCAAGCCAACCUACAAACUCUGUGUGCUUUGAUACAACAAGGGUUAGAAGGGUUAAUGAAGCUAGAAGCUCAAGCCAACCAACACCAAGUUCAACAGAUUCGAGCAGGCCUGCUAGAAGAGGAUUAGGUAGUCAACUUCCUUUAAAAGGUAAAGCAACUACCAGCCAAAAGAGAGGAAGGGGUACAAGUAAAGAAGAUGCUGAAAAAGGAGCACAAAAAAGGUCCAAAAAUGUUGGAUUUGGCAUCUACACAGCUGCAAGUGGAACUAAAAUAUUAGAUCCCGGAACAUCAAGCCAACGAGUUAUGCCCGGAACAUCAAGCCAACGAGUUAUGGUAAGUGGUUCAACUUAUACGAGUGCAGCUCCAACAGGAAUUGACCUUGGUUUUAAGGCUAGAGGCUUGAG
Molecule: messenger RNA, 617 nt
Organism: Nicotiana tabacum (common tobacco)
Lineage: Eukaryota; Viridiplantae; Streptophyta; Magnoliopsida; Solanales; Solanaceae
Source: RefSeq, a predicted model, not a curated record